Messenger RNA from Filobasidium floriforme, 1252 nucleotides. RefSeq lists its product as uncharacterized. Bases 122 to 1030 code for a protein of 302 amino acids. The transcript is spliced from 7 exons. The record is from RefSeq and is a predicted model, not a curated record. Gene Ontology annotation, cellular component: COP9 signalosome. NCBI's taxonomy places the organism in Eukaryota, Fungi, Basidiomycota, Tremellomycetes, Filobasidiales, Filobasidiaceae.
CCGAUGUACAAGUAAGAGCGCGCAUCGACCUACUACCCUUGAACUCGAUCGAACAAGGACUCUGAUAGCUCCUUGCAUCGAUCAGGAAGUACGUAGCAAAUCCGAUACCUCUUAUACGAAAAUGGCCGAAACUGCCGAUCGACUCGAGCCGUUCCUGCUCAUGGCUCGUUCCACCAAAGGAGCGGCUGCUGCAAAGAUCGUUCAGACCGCUACGGCAGCCCCUGGUGUAUACGGGUUUGGAGAGCUGCUCGAUGUUCCCAAUAUCAAACAGCUUCAAGAAUCUCCUGAACACUCUUCCAGCUAUAAACUGCUCGAGCUGUUUGCUUACGGGAACCUAGCGGACUACAAAGCCAACCAAUCGGGAUUUCCUGCACUGAACGAAUCUCAUAUCAACAAGCUCAAACAUCUCACUCUCGUCUCUCUAUGUCUUGAUUCCCGAACAUUACCUUACGACCACCUCCUGCGUACCCUCGAGAUCGCUUCCGUGCGAGAUCUGGAGGAUCUGAUCAUCGAUGCGAUGUACAGCAACGUUCUCGGCGGAAAGCUGAAUCAGGAGCGCGGGACCUUGAGUGUGGACUGGGUGAUCGGGAGGGAUAUAUCGAGGGUCGGAGGCGGGAUGGAGGAGGUUCAGCGCAAGUUGGCGGCAUGGUGCGACAAUGCGCAAGGAAUCCUCAACUCGAUCGAUCGACAGAUCGCCAACGCAAAAGCCGAAUCCUCUCGAAACCGCCAAGUGAACGCCGAAUAUCUCGAUGUACGCGACAAAGCUUACAACACGAAGCUCGCCAGUCUUCAAGAUCGUCAGCAGGAUCGAGUUGGCGGCGGGACGUCCAGUUUUGUGACGACCAACCGGACUCAAUGGGGGUCGGGAUUCAACCCUUCUUUUGCUCAACCCCCUCGGGCUAGCGAGUUUGAGACGAUGACUGACAUGGGCGACGAUCCAGGCAGUCAGAAAGGAAGAAAGGCGGUUCAAGAAGAAGUGCCUAUGAAGAGACAGAAGAAUACUCAGACCCCGACCUGGAAUGAGAGUUGAGAUUGUGGAGCAGGAGCUGGAGAAGCGGGGGUGACGUUAGUAGUAGCAAGUAAUGGAGACCAUUGACGACCUUUUUACGAUUAUCGAGUGGGACGGACGGGCGGCUUUGUUUUCGCCUAUCGAUUUCACCUUGUACAUUUCCUGUUGCGAUACGCACAUAUGCGGACCAAAGAUGAUGUCGACGCCAAGUUUCAAUCGAGAACCACUUGAUCUCUUUCGCAU